UUUUCUAAGAAUUUUGAUUAACAAAUUUGUUUGUGAAAAGUUUAAGUUUCGAUAAAAGGUUUGGCCAUUGAUAAUUAACAAAAUGAGCAGUCUGGAAUUCAAGGAUAGUAAGCCGGUGGUGGGAACUUCGAAAACAGUGAAAUCCUCAAAAGAAUCAAUUGAUGAUAUUAAAUGGGUGAAAUCCGUAACCUCCGAAGAAUAUGAAGAUUGCCAAGAGGGAGAAGACAACGAAAACUCGUUGUCGUCGGGCUAUGUUCAUUUUCUGAGGGACUUUAAGAAGCGCUACGGAGAUUAUUACACGGAUCACCAGAUAGAACGGGCAGCCGAAACACGAUGGAACGAAAUGUCAUUCCGUCAUCGAUGCCAGUACUCUACGGAACCAAUUGAAACUUUUCAUAUUAAAUCCGAUUUGGUAAUGUCCAAAAGCGGGAGUAGCCUUUCCAGCUCUAGGGACAGCGAACACAAACUGGUACCUGAAUGUGGCCCCACAGACACUUUCUUCGGUGCCUCCGCCACCAAAGGCUAUGGAUGCACUCCUAGAAAGAGGGAAAACAAGUGUUCAAAGCCUAGGAUGAAGAAGAGUUGCGCCAAACCGCGGCCCAAAUGCUCGAAGCCCCGUCGGAGUUGCGCCAAGCCGAAGCCAAAGUGCGCCCGUCCCCGGAAAGCAUGUCCCCGCCCCAGGAAGGUGUGCGCCAAGCCGAAGCCAAGGUGUCCUAAGCCCCAGAGGUCCAAACCCAAGUGCCCGAUGUAAUCGGAGGUCCUAUCUCCCACACCUAUACCCCCCUCCCCUUUUCGGCCAUUCUUAUUGAGAUCAGAAAGCAGACAAUUUCCCAGAAAAUUCUUAUAGGCGUUGCUAGAAUCGAAGGACUUGAAGAACCUCCAGUGUUCCCACUCGAAAGGGAUGCUAAGUGAAUCGGCGGCAAAGAAUCUUAGACAAAACCAGGAAGGCCCAAGCUUUGAUCCUCGAGGCAACGAUAAGCUAAUAUAGUAUUUGGAAAUAAAGGUUUAUGUCUGAUCAAA
Molecule: messenger RNA, 1020 nt
Organism: Drosophila erecta
Lineage: Eukaryota; Metazoa; Arthropoda; Insecta; Diptera; Drosophilidae
Gene: Mst77F
Product: histone-like protein 18C
Exons: 2
Coding region: 83-751 (222 amino acids)
Source: RefSeq, a predicted model, not a curated record